GGACGGACGGACUGACGGACGGACAGACGAUGGACAGAUGACGGAUAAAGGGGGGGAACGGAUGGAGGAUGGACGGACGGCGGAUGGAUCCGUGGAUGGACGGACGGAUGCAGGAUGGAGGGACGGAUGGACGGAUGGACGAACAGCCGUGUGAUGGAUGGACGGACAGACGGAUGGAUGGAAGGACGGAUGGACGACGGAUGGGCGGAUUGUCAGGCAGAUGGGGGAUGGAUGGAAGGACGGACAGAUGGACAGAUGGCAGAAGGAUGGAUGGAAGAACGGAUGGGUGGUGGAUGGAUUCAUGGACGGAAGGACAGACGGACAGACAGAUGGAGGAUGGAUGGAAGGAUGGGUGGAGGAAGCACGGACGGAAGGACGGACGGGUGAUGGAUGGAUGGACAGACAGACGGAUGGAGAAGUUCAAGGCUGGACAGAUGGACGGAGGGCAGAUGGACGGACAGACAGACUCAGGGACAGAUGGACAGAUGGACGGACAGACGCAGGGACGGAUGGGCAGACGGACGGACGGACGGACUCAGGGACAGAUGGGCAGACGGACGGACAGACGCAGGGACAGAUGGGCAGAUGGACGGACGGACGGACUCAGGGACAGAUGGGCAGACGGACGGAUUGAAUCAGGGACAUGUGGGCAGAUGGACGGACGGACGGACGGACUCAGGGACAGAUGGGCAGACGGACGGACGGAUGGACACAGGGACAGAUGGACGGAUGGACGGACACAGGGCCAGAUGGGCGGGCGGGCGGACGGACGGACUCAGGGACGGAUGGACGGACAGACGGACACAGGGACAGAUGGGCAGAUGGACGGACGGACGGACUCAGGGACAGAUGGACGGAGAGACGGACACAGGGACGGAUGGGCAGAUGGACGGACGGACGGACUCAGGGACGGAUGGACGGACAGACGGACACAGGGCCAGAUGGGCAGAUGGACGGACGGACGGACUCAGGGACAGAUGGACGGACAGACGGACACAGGGACGGAUGGGCAGAUGGACGGACGGACGGACUCAGGGACGGAUGGACGGACAGACGCAGGGACGGAUGGGCAGACGGACGGACGGACGGACUCAGGGACGGAUGGACGGACAGACGGACACAGGGACGGAUGGGCAGACGGACGGACGGACGGACUCAGGGACAGAUGGACGGACAGACGGACACAGGGACGGAUGGGCAGAUGGACGGACGGACGGACUCAGGGACAGAUGUCUGGAUACGAGGCUGAACGGACACACGGAUGGUUCAAGGAUGGAUUUAGGGAUGCUGGACGGACACGGGGAGGGUCGGAUGGACAGACAGAUGGGCCCAAGGCUGGAUGGACACAUGGACAGACAGAUGGCUUCAGGGAUGGAUGCGUGUGAGGCUGGAUGGGCGGACGGACGGACGGACGGAGUCAAGGGUGGACGGACACACGGACAGGUGGGUGGAUUGAAGGACGGAUGGGCUGAGGGGCAGACAGACGGACGCGAGGGUGGCUGGCGGGCUGGAGUCAAGGCUGGAUGGAGGGAUGGACAGACACAAGGACGGGGUGGAUUCAAGGACAGAUGGACACGAAGAUGGACACACGGACGCUGGAUCGACAGCUGACGGAUGGACGUAGGGAUGACACGGACAGAUGGAUCCAAGGCUGGAUGGGAGCGUGGAUAGAUUUCAGGAGGGACGGACUGACGGACAGACGGCUGGACAGAUGGACGGAUGUGAGGGGGGAUGUAAGGAUGCAUGGCUGGACGGACGGACGGACAGAUAGUUGGGAGAUGGGGGCAGGAUUUAAGGAUGGAUCCGAGGCGGGCUGGCUGGACAGACAGAUGGACUCAGGGCUGGCGGCUGCAAUCAAGGACGGGUUGGUGGAUGGACAGACAGACGGAUGGGCUCACGGCUGGGUUCAGGCUUCAUGCCUGGACUCAGGGAUGGAUGGACAGACAAUUGGAUGGACAGAUGGAUGGAUGGACGGAUGGAUGGAUGGAUGGAUGGAUGGAUGGAUGGAUG
Messenger RNA from Phalacrocorax carbo (great cormorant), 2010 nucleotides. Lineage: Eukaryota; Metazoa; Chordata; Aves; Suliformes; Phalacrocoracidae. The record is from RefSeq and is a predicted model, not a curated record.